This is a messenger RNA of Suricata suricatta (meerkat), 921 nucleotides long. RefSeq names its product olfactory receptor 51H1-like. Gene Ontology annotation, cellular component: membrane. Gene Ontology annotation, molecular function: olfactory receptor activity; G protein-coupled receptor activity. Lineage: Eukaryota; Metazoa; Chordata; Mammalia; Carnivora; Herpestidae. Bases 1 to 921 code for a protein of 306 amino acids. The record is from RefSeq and is a predicted model, not a curated record. Gene Ontology annotation, biological process: G protein-coupled receptor signaling pathway. The transcript has a single exon.
AUGUCACCAUUCAACCAAACUAUUCAUAACCAUCAGACCUUUACCUUGACUGGGAUUCCAGGAAUGCCAGAGAAAGACUUCUGGAUGGCCGUGCCCCUCUGCCUUCUUUACGGUGUCACGUUCCUAGGUAAUGGCAUUAUCCUCGUUGUCAUCAAGGUUGAGCGAAGUCUCCAGGAGCCCAUGUAUUAUUUUCUGGCUAUGCUAGCUGCCACUGACCUCAGCCUCUCAUUAUCUUCCAUGCCCACCAUGUUAAGUGUUCACUUGUUUGACUGGCACUCAGUAACCCUUGAUGUCUGCAUCACUCAGAUGUUCUUUAUCCACACUUUUGGGGGAGUGGAAUCAGGUGUUCUGGUUGCCAUGGCCUUUGAUCGCUUUGUGGCUAUUUGCUUCCCUUUGCACUAUGCUACCAUUCUCACUCAUGGAGUCGUCAUCAAAAUUGGAGCAAGAGUCCUGCUACAGAGUGUGAGUGGAGUGCUCCCUGUGCCUUUCCUCAUCAAAAGGCUACAUUUCUGCCACUCCCACGUCCUUUCCCAUGCAUACUGCCUCCAUCAGGAUGCCAUGAGGCUUGCCUGCGCUGACACCCGUGUCAAUAGCAUCUAUGGCCUACUGGCUGUGAUAUUCACGAUUGUACUAGAUGCCUUGAUCAUUUUGAUUUCUUACUGUCUAAUCCUCCAGGCAGUACUGGGCAUUGCUUCCAGGGAAGAGAGACUUAAGGUUCUCAACACCUGCUUCUCUCAUAUCUGUGUAGUCCUGCUCUUCUACGUGCCUCUCACUGGCAUGACUCUGAUCCACCGCUUUGGGAAGCAUUUGUCACCAAUCGUACACAUGCUAAUGGUCAAUAUCUACCUGCUGCUGCUUCCUGUGCUCAAUCCUACUGUGUACAGUGUUAGGACCAAGCAGAUCUGGCAGCAGAUUGUCUGA